AUGAAAAGUACAAUAAAACCUUUGCCAAAAAUUAACAAUAGACCUUCUCUUCAUGAAGAAGAUUCAUAUCCUGGAAGAUUGCACCUUAUUUAGAGAAAGUUGAAAUUUGGAAGCAAUACAUAUAUAAUGAGUUGUAAUAAUGGUGUUUCAGACUCUUUAAAUAAAAAGUAGUAAUAAAUUCCUGUCUCGGAAUCAUAGUUAUUAAAGUAAAUUGAUACAAAGCUAGAAAUGCAUAAGAAAGAUAUUGAAUAGAGAAAUGAUAUGAUUAUCUCAAUUGAGAAAGGUUUUGAAUCAAUGAAAUAAGAGUUAGUUAAAGAAAAAAUCUAAAAUGAAGAGAAAUCCAAAUAAUUAUAAGAAUUAUAAGCGAGUUAUUAAGCAAUUUAAUUAAGAAUAAUGUAGGCAGUGGAUUCAUCUAAAUAAAAUUUAUAAGCUGAAAAAGAUCGAGAGAAAAUUAAUGCUUUAUAAAAUAGCAUUAAAUAAACUUAGACCAAAGAAUAGGAGUUAUUAAAAUAGAUAGAAUCAUUAAAUUUAUAAAUAACCUAAUUUGCUGAAUAAUUAAAGAGUAAAGAAGAAAGUAAUGAAGAAUUUAAAAGAUUAAAAGAUUAACUGUAUAAAGCUGAAGAUUUGUAAAGUAAAAUGGAACAUUAAAUUAAUGAUAUUUAAAAAAAUAUCGAGAAGGAAGUUAAUGAAAAAAAUAAUAUAAAGAAAUAAUAUGAAUCUAUUAAAACUGAUAGACAAAUAAAAUAGCAGAAUUUGAAUAAAGAGAUUUCAACGGUUAAAUGCUACAGAUAAAACAAUUAGAGUAGGAAAAGAUUAUAAUUUUGGAAAAUUUGA
Molecule: messenger RNA, 834 nt
Organism: Paramecium tetraurelia
Lineage: Eukaryota; Ciliophora; Oligohymenophorea; Peniculida; Parameciidae
Exons: 2
Source: RefSeq, a predicted model, not a curated record